AUGUCAGGUCCUCUUGAUCGCUUCGCUCGUCCAUGUUUUGAAGGUUUCUCUGGUCAUCAUGAUGAAAGAAGGGAGCGGAAAUCGGAUUUUGAGAAUUCCGAAGACGAUAGGCGAACCAGAAUUGGGAGUUUGAAAAAGAAAGCGAUUAAUGCUUCGAGUAAGUUUAGACAUUCUCUUAGGAAGAAGAGUCGGAGAAAGAAUGCGAGUCGGAGUAAUUCGCUUGCGAUUGAGGAUGUUCGAGAUGUUAAGGAGCUGCAAGCUGUGGAUGCUUUUCGACAUUCGCUUAUUUUGGAGAAUUUGUUGCCUCCGAGACAUGAUGAUUAUCAUACGUUGUUGAGAUUCUUGAAAGCAAGAAAGUUUGACGUCGAGAAGGCAAAGCACAUGUGGGCUAACAUGAUCCAAUGGAGGAGAGAGUAUGGUACCGAUACAAUUAUGGAGGAUUUUGAGUUUAGUGAGUUUAACGAAGUCCUACAAUACUAUCCACACGGUUAUCAUGGUGUUGAUAAGGAAGGAAGACCUAUUUAUAUCGAGAGGCUAGGUAAAGUUGAUCCCAAUAAGCUUAUGCAAGUAACUACCAUGGAAAGGUAUUUAAAAUACCAUGUACAGGGUUUUGAGAAAACGUUUGCUGUUAAGUUUCCUGCUUGUUCUAUUGCUGCAAAGAGACACAUAGAUUCAAGCACCACCAUUUUGGAUGUUCACGGCGUGGGUUUCAAAAACUUCACAAAGACUGCACGGGAACUCAUCAUGCGGCUGCAGAAAAUUGAUGGUGACUACUAUCCCGAAACAUUAUGCCGAAUGUUCAUAAUCAAUGCUGGACCUGGUUUCAAGCUUCUUUGGAACACAGUGAAAACAUUUAUUGAUCCCAAAACUAGUUCAAAGAUAAAUGUUCUUGGAAACAAAUUCCAGAAUAAGUUAUUUGAAAUUAUUGAUGUCAGUGAGCUGCCAGAGUUUCUUGGUGGUAGUUGUACUUGUGCAGAUCAAGGUGGUUGUAUGAGGUCAGAUAAAGGACCAUGGCAAGACCCAAACGUUAUGAAGAUGGUUCUAAAUGGGGAAAUACAAUGUUCUAGACAAAUAGUAACUGUUACUAAUGAUGAGGGGAGAGUAAUUGAAUGUGAUAAAGUGUCUUAUCCAAUGAUAAGAAGUAGUGAUACAUCAACAGCAGAAUCAGGAUCUGAAGUUGAAGAUAUCACUUCCCCCAAAGCAAGUGGGAAUUAUACAAACCCUAGAUUGACUCCUGUCCAUGAAGAAGCAAGGUUGGCUGGUAGGGCUGGUCUUUCUUACGGUUUCUCUGAGUAUGAUGAGUAUGUGCCCAUGGUUGACAAGACUGUUGAUGUUGCCUGGAAGGAGAAACAAGUGACAACUUAUAACUCAUAUGGCACAACAGAAAAAUAUCUAUCGAGGACUGGAGCAUCAGAUGGAAAGCGUACAUAUAUAUGGGCUAUUAUCAUUGGCUUCUUUGUUGCCAUUUUUACCUUUGCUCGUUCAAUAAAAUUUCGUAGGACUAAAGGAAUAAAAGACAACGAAUCCGACUGUCUCCAAAAUAUGCCUAACUUGUUGGUUAGUGCCGAACCAAUAACCAAGGAGGAAUCUCGUCCCCCAUCACCUGCUCACAGAUCAACAGAGGAAGAACAUGCCUCGUCUACUUUGAAACGCCUUUGUGUUCUUGAAGAAAAGGUUGAAAUGCUGCAGUCAAAACCUAAUGUAAUGCCAUGUGAAAAAGAGGAGCUUCUGAAUGCUGCUGUUUAUCGUGUGGAUGCAUUGGAAGCUGAAUUGAUCACUACAAAGAAGGCUUUAUACGAAGCUUUGAUUAGACAAGAAGAACUAAUGGCAUACAUCGACAGUCAGGAAAGAAGAAAAUUCGAGAAAAAGAAAUUUUGCUGGUGA
Molecule: messenger RNA, 1884 nt
Organism: Lathyrus sativus (Indian pea)
Lineage: Eukaryota; Viridiplantae; Streptophyta; Magnoliopsida; Fabales; Fabaceae
Source: the annotation of a GenBank genome assembly